Neoarthrinium moseri is the source of this 2085-nucleotide messenger RNA. RefSeq lists its product as uncharacterized. Gene Ontology annotation, molecular function: RNA helicase activity; nucleic acid binding; ATP binding. The transcript is spliced from 2 exons. Lineage: Eukaryota; Fungi; Ascomycota; Sordariomycetes; Amphisphaeriales; Apiosporaceae. Gene Ontology annotation, cellular component: mitochondrion. Bases 1 to 2085 code for a protein of 694 amino acids. The record is from RefSeq and is a predicted model, not a curated record.
AUGUUCAGGUCGUCGCUGCAGCGACACGCCCGCGUUGGCAAUGCGGCCCGCCUCCAGAUCUCGACCUUUUCCUCCCUGCGAGCGGUGCGCUUCCAGAGCCUAGAGCGCCAGCUACAGCCCGUCAAGAGCCGCGUCUCCUUGGCCGGCCCGCGCUCCAACCCUCUGGCGGCUCUGGCCCCGAGGUUCUACUCUGCAGAGGCUGCCGCUCAGCAGGAGCCAGAUGAAGCCCGCUCGACCUCCUCCGGCCCCAUCACCCGGUUCGCAGACCUGUCUCAACUGGACGUCCACCCCAACCUAGUCCAGGCCCUCACCCAGGGCAUGAAGUACGAGACCAUGACCGAAGUCCAGUCCAUGACCAUCAACCCUGCUCUGCAAGGCGUCGACCUUGUCGCUCAGGCCAAGACUGGUACUGGCAAGACCCUGGCCUUCCUCGUCCCAGUCUUUCAGCGACUCCUGAUGGAGAUUCCUGAGCUCGCCGACCCCCGGUCCCGCCGGCGCGCUUCGGCCGACGACGUCAAGGCCAUCAUCAUGUCGCCCACCCGCGAACUGGCCGAGCAGAUCGGUGUCGAGGCGAAGAAGCUCGCCAGGGACACCGGCAUCAUGGUCCAGACGGCUGUCGGCGGAACGAGGAAACGAGAGUCUCUGAUGCAAAUGCAGCGCCAGGGAUGUCACAUCUUGGUCGCCACCCCCGGCCGCCUGCAGGACCUGCUCUCGGACCCCCACGCCGGCGUGGCUGCGCCCAACCUCAAGGCUUUUGUUCUCGACGAGGCCGAUCGCAUGCUCGACGUUGGAUUCUCCGACGCAAUUCGCGACAUCCUCGAUCUUGUCCCCUCGGUCCAGGAGGUCGACCGACAGACGCUGCUCUUCUCGGCAACUAUCCCCAAAGAUGUAGUGCACCUUGCCAAGAGCCUGGUCAAGGUAGACAACUUCAAGUUUGUUCAGACCAUCCGGGCCGAUGACGCCCCGACGCAUGAGAAGAUCCCUCAGCACGUCGCUGCAUGCAACGGCUACGAGAACUGGUUCCCGGCGAUCCUCGAGAUCGCUGACAAGGCAAUCCAGAGAUCCAAGUCCGAUCCCUCGGCUGCACCUUUCAAGGCCUUGGUCUUCUUCUCAAACACCGCCACCGUUGAAUUCGCAAACGACGUGUUCCGGGCAACCUCGCUUGGCGGCAGAGGGGGCAUUCCUAUCUUCGACAUCCACUCUAAGCUGUCGCAGGGAACGCGAACGAGAAGUGCCGAAUCCUUCCGCCGCGCCCAGACUGGCAUUCUGCUGUCGUCUGACGUGACAGCCAGAGGUAUGGACUUCCCAGGUGUAACACACGUCAUUCAGGUCGGUCUCCCGCCUGAUCGUGACCAGUACAUCCACCGUGUCGGACGUACUGGCCGUGCCGGCGCAGACGGCGAAGGGUGGCUUCUUCUUGCCAAUGAGGAGAUCCCUGAGGCCCGAUUCCGACUGGCAGGUCUCCCCAUAAAGCCAAACCACGGGUUGGAAACUGCGAAGCACGAUUUGACCGAAGGCAAGCCAUCUGGACAGGCAGAGCAAUACUUUUCUGAUAUUGAGCGUGCAUACCAACGAACGAACCCUCGUGAUUUCGACGCUGUUUAUUCUGCUCUCAUUGGACAAAAGCUCGGCAGGAAGCUUCAUGCAGAGGAUAUCAUUGGGUUGCUGAACAACUGGUGCACGGUUGGUCUAGGGAGAGCGCAAGUUCCUGCUAUCUCGGCCAAAUCCGCUCACAACCGUGGCCUGUCCAGGGUUCCGGGCAUCAGGAUAGGCAACAACACUUACGAUGAUGAGCCCGAACGCGGCUUUGGUUCCCGUGGCGGCGGUGGCUCUCAACGUGGUGGUGGUUUCGGCAACCGAUCUGGCGACAGGUUUGGCGAUCAGUUCAGCUCAGGAGGCCGUGGUGGCCGAGGAGACUUUGGCGGCCGAGGAGACUUUGGUGGCCGCGGAGACUUUGGCGGCCGCGGAGGUUCUGGUGGCCGUAGUGGCCGAUCAGACUUUGGUGGUCGUGGUGGACGAUCAGACUUUGGUGGCCGCGGUGGCAGAGACUUUGGUGGCAGAGGCAGCUUCGAGUCCAGUUUCUAA